CACCCGACCCCCACGCCGAAGAAAAAACACGCGAACCCCACACUCCCCUCCGCAGCAAGCCGCCGCCGCCGCCGGUUCCCUUCUGCGCUGCUCCUCGCCGCGGCUCUCUCCGGCGAAUCUGCAUGGCCGGUGGGUAGCCCCCAUCUCCCGCCCUGCUCCUCCCUAUCGCCCCGCCCGCUCCCUGUCUCCAGCAGCAGCCGACGCCCCACUCCGGCGGCCGACUGCCCACUCCGGCGGAAGCCCCCCCGUUCCCUCUCACCACCUCCCAGGCCGUGGCCAUGAGCUCGUCCGCUUGACCUUUGUUGCCUUGAAACUGGGUUUUUUUGCCCUUAGUUUCUCGCCCGGGGUGUCAGCCAAUCCUGGCUCCGCCACUGCGUCAAGGUGAUUACGGAUGAGCAGAUAGAGGUGCUCCGGAAGCAGAUCUCCAUCUACGCCAUAAUCUGCGAGCAGCUCAUCGAGAUGCACCGUGCCCUCACCACGCACCAGGACUCCAUUGCUGGUAUGAGUCUUGAUAAUCUGUACUGUGAUCCUCUAAUGGUUCAUGGAGGCCACAAGAUCACCGCGAGGCAGCGAUGGACACCAACCCAGAUGCAGCUGCAGAUCCUCGAGAACAUUUUCGACCAAGGAAAUGGAACACCAAGCAAGCAGAAGAUAAAGGACAUCACAGCGGAGCUCUCGCAGCACGGCCAGAUCUCGGAGACCAAUGUCUACAACUGGUUCCAGAACAGACGUGCACGCUCGAAGUGGAAGCAGGCAGCUUCUUCUCUACCAAAUAACGCCGAAUCCGAAGCCGAGGGGGAUGAGGAGUCCCUGACCGACAAGAAGCCUAGAUCAGACGGGUCACAGCAGCAGAACAUGGCUGUGAGAGCUCACAACCCUGAGAGGAUCUCAGAGAUGCACCGUCACUUCGAUGCAGCAGAGCGUGGGCAGGUCCGUGGUCCGAAGAUGUAUGGGUCCAGCAACGACAGCUCGAGAUAGUCGGGCGGUCUGGGCCAGAUGUCUUUCUACGAGAACGUCGUGUUGAAUCCAAGUAUGCUGAGCUGAGGAGAGCGGAUUUUCAGCGGACGAGCACCUUGGGUGUCGGUAUCUGGACCAUUCAUAUCUGCCUCGUGAUGUGCCGCUGGGAAAUUGUCUCGGUAGAACUCGCAGUAAUACAAACCGAAUACGAUAGGCUGGUCGUUGGAGUGAAUGUGCCAUGCAUGGGUGGCAGAGGACCUGAGCCCAAACAGUGUGAGCAAUUACUGAUACAACUAGAUGAUACCACGCACGUUGCUGCGGGAACUUGUAAUAAUCCACAUGUGAAAGAUUAUGGAGUGAAAAUAAGUAAACAAUGAAAAAAACUAUGUUAUUUCAAA
Messenger RNA from Triticum aestivum (bread wheat), 1355 nucleotides. Its product is annotated as WUSCHEL-related homeobox 8. NCBI's taxonomy places the organism in Eukaryota, Viridiplantae, Streptophyta, Magnoliopsida, Poales, Poaceae. The record is from RefSeq and is a predicted model, not a curated record. The coding region runs from base 460 to 978 and encodes 172 amino acids. The transcript has 3 exons. Gene Ontology annotation, molecular function: DNA binding; DNA-binding transcription factor activity.